AUGCCCAAGGCAAAACGCAAAGUCGUCGCUAAGCCCAAACCCUCAACAAAACCGACUACUGCUGCCAAAGGCCGUUCCAACGCUAAAGCUCACGAUAGGGUUGAUAUCGACGCCAGCAUGCGAAGGAGUAUGUCAGCAGCCACAGAAGCCAACGAGCCCCCAUUCUUUUUCUGGAAAGAGACGGAAAGAGAGGGGGGUUUUCUUUCGCCAUGGUACAAGUCUCAAUUCAGAAUGGAAGGAUCCACAUACGAGUCUGUUGGACAUGCUAUCAUGGCUGAAAAGGCGCGGGUCUUCGGAGACAAGGAAGUUCUUCAACGAAUUCUUGCUGCGAAGAGUGCAGAUGAACAGAAGACUUGGGGCAGCAACGUCAAGGGUUUUGACGAGAAAAUAUGGCAGAAAGAGGCCCUCAUGAUUGCCACACGAGCAAACAUGAAGAAGUUCUUCGAGGGCAAGAAAUCGGAGGAUCUUCAAAACUGGCUUCUAGCUCUAGGAUCACGCGAGCUUGUUUUCGCCUCUCCAUCGGACAGACUUUUCGGGAUUGGGUCCGGAGCUGCUACCGCAGAUCAAGCGGGCAGGGAGCAAUGGGGCCAAAACCUCUUCGGCGAGUCGCUUGAAACAGUAAGGAAGAAGAUACUCCAAAUGAACGACCCUGAUUUCCCUGCUGUGUUUGACAAGUUCGGUGGCAGGAAAAACAUAUAUUGGUAG
This is a messenger RNA of Cucurbitaria berberidis CBS 394.84, 705 nucleotides long. RefSeq names its product DUF1768-domain-containing protein. The record is from RefSeq and is a predicted model, not a curated record. The coding region runs from base 1 to 705 and encodes 234 amino acids. NCBI's taxonomy places the organism in Eukaryota, Fungi, Ascomycota, Dothideomycetes, Pleosporales, Cucurbitariaceae. The transcript is spliced from 3 exons.